UACGAAAUGCACUAAAAAACGCAUAACGCGUAAAAUUUGUUUGCAUUUGGUGGCGUCGAUUUUAAUUUUUCGUGUUCGCAGUGUAUUUCCCGGAGGAAAAACCUUUUUUUAUUGGCAAAUCGUGCAAUUCACGGGGUCGCAAAAUGGACAGGCGCAAAAAACGAACCUCUUCGGAGCAAUAUCAAAUGUAUAUCGAGCUCAUGGAGAGCGACCCAAUUUUCGCCAGCGGACGCGUGCCGCGCGAUUAUGAUCUAAAUUAUUUGACGAGGAAAUGGAAAGAGCUCUCCGACAGGCUCAACAAAUGCGGAUCGGGACCGACACUAACAGCCGAAGAAUGGCGCAAGCGCCUAAACGACUGGAAGAACACGACGCGAUGCAAGUACAGACGCAGCCUGAUGUCCAGCGAGAAGGAUAUAUCGAUGUCAUCGCUAGAGACGCGUGCUCUAAAUCUGUUUGGCAAGGUGCCCGGAUCGGGGGAAACGUUGAUGAAUUUGAAAUCGGAGAAAGAUGAUCAGGAGGAUGAUAUGGAGGAUCUGGGACAACGCACAUCGGCCUCGUUCCAAAAGGAACUGCAAGCGGCCGUCGAAGAGGCCAUCAAUGACGAGGAUGAGGAUGAAAUGGUGGAGGAGCAUGUCGAUCAGGAGGAUCUCACCGAUGAGAACAUGCACGAGCCGGGCGGCGGCAUCGACGGGCCCACUGUGGGCGGCACGACGGCCGUGAAUACAAGCGGCGGUGGCUAUCGCACCAUAGUCGUGGACAAUUCCACGUAUGUGGAAGAGGAUCAGGAUCAUGCGGAGCCAACCGCUGAUCCCGUCAAGUUUGUGUGCACGCCCAACAUACACUCGGCCAGCAGCAGCACCACCAAGCUAAUUAACGGUGAAUUGCCCGUAAAGCGAUUACGACGAGAUCAGGUGAUCUACGAAGUUAAAAAUGCGCCGCGCUCCUAUACAACCAUCCAGACGGGCGCCUCGUUGCCGACCCUGCACAACACAAAGAUGCAUCACGAUGGCCAGGCCACCACAUUGGGCGCCGCAUUGAGUGGGCUGGAUGCGCAGGAGAUAGCUCAUCAAUUGAAACGCCUGGCUGACAUCAACUAUGAGACGCUGCAGUUUGAGAUCGCGCGCUUUAAAUUCAAUAAUCCGGGCUUUCACUAUGAGCCGCCGCCAUUAUAGUCAUUGCCCAAGGCACAAGCGCAAAGCAUCAGCAGCAGCACCAGCAGCAGCGUGAGCCGCACACAGCAGCAACAACAUCAGCAGCAGCACCAACAACAGCAACAACAGAAGCAGCAGCAGCAGCAGCAGAAGCAACGGGAGCAACAGCAUAAACAGCGGCAGCACCAUGAGCGAACGAUGGAGACGAAGAAGAAAUAGUUCUAGUUUUUAUUGACAAACACGAACACAAACACAGACACAGACACAAAACACAUAUUUGCGCUGUCAGUUCGAAUUUGUACAUUUUACGUGAGCUGCAGACAACAAACAACAAACAAAACAAACCAACAACAGCAACAACAACAAUUGAGCACUUGUGGCUAUCGUAACCCCCUAAAAGUAGCCAGUUUUUUAUAGUUUAAAAUUUACGUAGUUCAUAUAUUAAUGCAAAUCAUUUUCUAUAAUACACAGUUUCAAUUACACACAACACUACACACACAUAUAUAUAAAUAUAUAUAUAUAUAUACUAAUUUGUAUUUGUAAUGCUUAAAAGGUAUUGAACUGUGUGUGCGACAUAUCGAUUGGCGAAUAUUCCCUAAACUGAUUUCAAUAUUUAGGAAUUCGCCUGCUCGCACAUUGUUUACCUUUUACUCUCAAGUGGAAUCCAUGUCGCAUUGGACAACAUAAUUUUAAACAAUUGUAUGUAAAUGUAAAGAAUAAAGUUUACCAAUGAUAAAAAUA
This is a messenger RNA of Drosophila mojavensis, 1892 nucleotides long. RefSeq lists its product as uncharacterized. The record is from RefSeq and is a predicted model, not a curated record. The transcript is spliced from 3 exons. The coding region runs from base 144 to 1172 and encodes 342 amino acids. NCBI's taxonomy places the organism in Eukaryota, Metazoa, Arthropoda, Insecta, Diptera, Drosophilidae.